Molecule: messenger RNA, 4952 nt
Organism: Phymastichus coffea
Lineage: Eukaryota; Metazoa; Arthropoda; Insecta; Hymenoptera; Eulophidae
Gene: ine
Product: sodium- and chloride-dependent GABA transporter ine-like
Biological process (GO): sodium ion transmembrane transport
Cellular component (GO): membrane
Source: RefSeq, a predicted model, not a curated record
AGUGUCGAUUGCGGCCGCGCGAGUGAAAUAUAUACAAAGCUCCGCGACGUGUGCCGAAUGCAUACGAGCUUGUAUGUCAAGCAACAUUGCACGAUCGUGGUUGCCGUGGCGCGUCGCUGUUAAGCUCGUUACACCGUGCUCCGUGAGCAGCGCGUGGGAUCUCUCCCUCCCUCUCGCUCUCUCUCUCUCGCUCUCUCUCUCUCUCUGAUUUCUGUACCCGUGCUCGUACUAUACACCGAGAACGUCGUCCGCCGCCCGCGUGGCAUCGCGGCAAAUCGUUCCCUCUCUCUCUCUCUCACUCGCUCUCUAUCUCUCUCUUUCUCCAAUACGCGCGCUAUCGCUAUCGUAGUUGUAGUUUAGCUAUACCACGUGUACGAGUAUGACAAUUGUGCAUGUGGCUGCUGCCGUCAAGACUUGGACAUUCUGAUUCAUCAGAUUGUGACCGGCCGGUGAGCGCUCGCCAUGCCAGUAUGGAGCCAGCGUGCUCGCGGAGCGACACGGAGGAGGCGCUGAGCGAGAGCGGAGAGGCGCAGCAGCCGCGCGACCCAGCGCCGGCCGUGGCGGCCGAGUCGCCGACAGCCGGCGGCGAGCCGCGCAACGGCCCCGUCGCUGCCCCGACCCUGGCGCAGCCACCGCCGCCCAAGGCUGCGCCGCCCAGGCGAAAGAUGAGCGUCAUGCUGGAGGAGGACAGCUCCGACGACCUCGACAAUGACUGCCCGAACAGUGCGCGUAGCAUUGGAAGCAGCCACCCGGACAACGACUCGGACUCGACGUACGAGGAGCGCGGUCGGCUGCUCAGCGCCGAGUCGAUCUCCGCGUGUCCGACGAUGCGCAAGUCCCUGCAGCACAUCCCGAGCGGCCGGACAGCCAGCCACGGCAGCCAGAGCAGCCGAGCCUCCAGCCGGCUCAACAGUCCGGUGGCCAAGCGCUCGGCUGGCAGCGCGUCGCUCGACAGCUUCCACGAGAGAUCGUCGCGCUCGCGCACCGACACUCCGCCCCCACCUCGACGGCCGCGCCACCAGCAUCGCGAGUCGCAGAGGCGACCGGCGCCGCCGCUGCAGCCGCCGCCGCCGCCGCCGCCGCCGCCGCCGCCGCAACACCACCACCUUCAGCAGCAGCACUCGCAGCGCCGACAAUUGCACAGGCCCUUAGAGAGCGGCAGCGCCAGUAGGCGGGGGGACUCGGCGAGCCGACACUGCAGUCGGAACCCCAGCAUGCGCUCGCUCAAGUCCAGCUCUGCAAGCGACGAGCAGCACUGCGCCUCCUGCUACCCGCUUCAACAUCAGCAGCAACAGCCGGCGCUGCAGCUCUACCCGUCCAAGACCUGCGCCAGCUGGGGCUCGAUCCUGUUCCCGGACCAGUCCACCGUCAUGGCGGCCAGGCCCACGGACGUCGUCUCCAUUCGCUCGCUCGCCUCGAUCGGCAUGGGCUCGUCCGACGGCAGGAAGCUGACCAUACGGCGCGUGCCCACCUCGCCGUCCGAGCUGCUCAACAUGGUCCAGCCGGCCACGCCCGCGGAGGACGAUCUGUCGACGUGCACCAGUUACGACGACGGCGACGCCGAGGACCCGAGCGAGUAUCGUCAGCCGAGGCGGCCGCACUGGGAGAACAAAGUGCAGUUCGUUCUCGCCUGCAUCGGCUACUCGGUCGGCCUGGGCAACGUCUGGAGGUUCCCUUAUCUGUGUUACAAAAGCGGCGGAGGGGUAUUCCUGAUACCGUACUUUCUAGUGCUGAUCGUGUGUGGCGUGCCGCUGCUGUACAUGGAGUUGAGCAUCGGGCAGUUCACGCGGCGCGGCCCGAUCGGCGCACUCGGCCAGAUCUGCCCGCUGUUCAAAGGGGCAGGACUGUCGUCGGUGGUCAUAUCCUUCAUCAUGUCGACCUACCACAACGUGAUAAUCGCCUACGCGAUCUACUACUUCUUCACGGGAUGCAAGUCCAUACAGCCGUGGUCCAACUGCGACAACAAGUGGAACACGCCGCACUGCUGGCCGCGCGACGAGAGCCUCCUGAGCAACCACAGCCGCGCGCUGAAGAACCGAACGAUACCGGCCGCUGAGUUUUUCGACCGCAAGGUGCUGAAGAUCAGCGACGGCAUCGAGCACCCGGGCUCGCUGAGGUGGGAGCUGGCCGCCUGCCUGAUCGCCGCCUGGGUCAUCGUCUACUUCAGCAUCUGGAAGUCGAUCAAGUCGUCGGCGCGCGUCAGGUACAUCACGGCCACGCUGCCGUUCCUGCUGAUAUUUUUUUUUCUCACGCGCUCGCUCACCCUCGAGGGAGCCGAGCAGGGCCUGCAGUUCUUCUUCCAUCCGGACUGGCAGCUGCAAGACGCCAAGGUGUGGGUGAACGCGGCCGCUCAGAUCUUCAACUCGGUGGGCAUAGCCUUCGGCUCGAUGAUCUGCUUCGCCAGUUACAACAAGUUCCACAACAACAUCCUCGUCGACGCGGUCGCGGUGUCGAUGAUCAACGCCUUCAGUUGCCUGUUGGUGGGUAUAUUCGCCUUCGCGACUAUCGGCAACAUCGCCGUCGAGCUCAACAUGACGGUACCGCAGGUGCUCAACGACGGACCCGGCCUGGUAUUCGUGGUUUAUCCACAGGCCUUGGCCAAAAUGCCGUGGUCCCAGAUGUGGGCGACGCUCUUCUUCUUUAUGCUGGUCUGCUUGACUCUCAACAGCCAGUUUGCGAUCGUCGAAGUGGUGGUCACCUCCAUACAGGACGGCUUCCCCAAGUGGGUCAAAAAACAUCUGAUGUGCCACGAGAUGCUAGUUCUGCUGGUGUGCAUAGUCUCUUUUCUCCUUGGCUUGCCGAACGUCACGGAAGGAGGAAUCUAUUUCUUCCAGCUGAUCGACCACUACGCAGCCUCGAUCUCAAUUAUGUUCCUAGCCUUCUUCGAGGUGAUCGCCAUCUCGUGGUUCUACGGGGUUCGACGGCUCUGCAGCAACGUGAAGGAGAUGACCGGCCGGGCGCCGGGUAUCUACUUUCGCUUCUGCUGGCUCAUCGCCGCUCCUCUCCUCAUAAUGGCUGUGUGGGUGUUUAGCUUGAUCGACUACGAGCCCCCGCAUUACACCAGAAAUAUGGGCGUCAAGUACCAAUAUCCAUGGUGGGCGGAGGCCAUUGGCUGGGGUAUCGCCUCGCUCUCGCUCGUUUGCAUUCCAGCCUUUGCCGCUUGCGUUCUGUACCGAGCCGAAGGAACCAGCUUCACCGAGAAGCUGCACAACGCCAUCAAGUCCGAUUUCGAGGCCUGCGAGGUGUGCGGACAGGAGUACUGCACCGAGCCGUCGCACAGCACGGACGACGACGUGCUCAAGGAGCCACUUCACGAGAUGAACAACGUCAUGGUGGUGCAAACAUUCCAACCGCCGAAAACUCAAUUGUGAAGCAACAACGAUGACUUAGUUAAAUUGACGAAAGCCAGAGACUCGACCCGCGAGAGGCAACCAGAUCUUCGCCUAGAAGCCGAUCUCGCUCGAAGAUCGCCUCGCGACGGCUGCGCGCUGCCUCGUGCUUGCUCGAGUCACGCGACGUUGCGAUUGCUGCGCAGACCAAUCUUCUCGCGGGCACCUCGCGAGCUUUCGCGUGUCAGCUGAUAUUUUAACUUAUUUAAUUGUCUAAUAUUGUAUUACGCUGUAUUCUUCACUAGACAUUCCGAUAGUCGGCUUCAGUGCCGACAGCGCCGACUUAGUGAUGCUCAUCCAGGUGUGAGCGAUGAUUUUAGCUUCAAUCGGCAGAGAUAUCAGAGCAUGGCCUCUGGGACAACGACGUACAAUACCUAUUUUCUUUCUGCGAAUAAACUGUUGUUUUUCUAAAAAAGAAAGUCAAAAGCCAGCAUCCGAGCUUCAGUUAUCUCCAUCUCGAUUCUCCUAUAGGCGCUGCGCUGGGCUAACACUUGUGCGUGUCCGUUUAUUCAAAUAGUGCUAGGGCUACCUUGCACCGAUAGGACUUGAAACUGUACAACCUCGCGGGCGCUUCGCUGUGACUUGAGUCGCGAUCGCAAUGUGAAAUAGCGUUCGCGUUCAAGCAGUUAAUAUCGUAUGUAACAGCUUAUAAAAGGAGCGUGAAUUGUGCUCCGUCGUGCGUGUGGCCUCCAUCGCUCUUAUCGACGAGGCCUUCCUCGCGAAUCGCUCCAGUCGAGAACGCGUCGAGACGAGCGCCCGAACGUCUCGCCCUCGUAAAAAUUCUGUUCUAGAAACACUGGAACGCUACCCCGAUCUUUGGCGCUGCCACCAAAGCCGUUUGCGAGCUUACGUAUAUACAAUGCUUCGACGUUCGAACAGUCACUCAGUUCUUGCCAUGUUUGUAGAAGUUCGCGUUUUUCAGGACAUGUCAUUGUUUUAUUUUCUCAUACUUUUGGACCUCGAGAAAUGGCAUUUUACAACAAAUUAAAGAGAAUGUCGUCUCGCUGCAACAGCAUGGAUUUCGAAAGACUGUACUACACCGACUGUAUCACACAGACACUUUUUUUCAGAGUAAAUCGUGCCGUUCUUACUCAUGCUAACACGGAACAGAAAUUGCAAAUAUUUCUUCUUGUAGCAAGGAGACGCCAAAUGUUUUCAAGCAACGAAUUCGAGCACAAAAAUAUCAAUAAACCGUCGAAUCGUUGUGUCGAACGAGCGAAUUGCAUUAGCUUUUACCGAUUUGAAAGAAAGAAGCGAACCUGACUUUUUUUUAUUGCGAAUAAGUUUUAAGAUCACCCAAACGGAAUUUAGUUAUCGACAUCUACCAAAAAGAUCAAUUGCCACGUAUGUAAUUAGGAGCUGCUUGCUUACCGUCGUUAUGAACAUUUAAUAUACUUCGCCGGUCAUGUUAAUGACAAGGGAGCCGCGAGAACAAUGGAAUUGAUACACACACUGGCGAAGCGAUACCUUUUCUUCUGAUAUGCAUCUAUCCCCACUUGUACAAGGUAGCUGCCUGACUGGGAAUGGAAAUAAAUGCACUCGAUCUAUGGGAUUUCUAACCGA